This is a messenger RNA of Chenopodium quinoa (quinoa), 1950 nucleotides long. RefSeq names its product protein SUPPRESSOR OF K(+) TRANSPORT GROWTH DEFECT 1. Bases 298 to 1605 code for a protein of 435 amino acids. The transcript has 8 exons. Gene Ontology annotation, biological process: vacuole organization; endosomal transport. The record is from RefSeq and is a predicted model, not a curated record. Gene Ontology annotation, molecular function: ATP hydrolysis activity; ATP binding. NCBI's taxonomy places the organism in Eukaryota, Viridiplantae, Streptophyta, Magnoliopsida, Caryophyllales, Amaranthaceae.
AUGAAAGUAUCAAAGGAAAGAACCUUCCUAAAUCUGUCAUUCUACCACCACAAGGGUGCGCGUUGCACCCUUUUGCAAAUUCCUCGUCUUUCUCACGCGUCACCUUCUUUUGAAUCUUCUCCUUCAUCAUCAACCUCCAAUUUCUCUCUCCUAGGUUUUCCUUUGCACAAUACGAACAAUCGAUCAAUCAUAAAUCAAAAUCAAUUCAAUUCAAUCGAAUCGAAUCGAAUCGGAUCAUCGCCUUUAUGCAUCACUAACCCUAAUUUACCCAAUCCAAUUUAAUCAAAUUCGACAAUUAUGUACAGCAAUUUCAAAGAACAAGCGAUCGAGUACGUUAAACAAGCAGUACAAGAAGACAAUGCUGGAAAUUACGCCAAAGCUUUCCCUCUUUACAUGAAUGCAUUGGAGUAUUUUAAGACUCACUUGAAGUACGAGAAAAACCCUAAAAUUCGCGAAGCAAUUACUCAAAAAUUCACUGAAUAUCUCCGUCGAGCUGAGGAGAUUCGAACGGUUCUCGACGAAGGAGGAGGUGCUGGGCCUGCUUCUAAUGGCGUCGAUGCGGCUGUUGCGGCCCGGCCGAAGGCGAAGUCCAAGGACGGGGAGAAUAAGGAUGGAGAGGAUGCUGAGCAGGCUAAGUUGCGCUCCGGGCUUAAUUCGGCGAUCAUCAGAGAAAAGCCUAAUGUAAAGUGGAGUGAUGUUGCUGGAUUGGAGAGUGCUAAGCAAGCUUUGCAGGAGGCUGUUAUAUUGCCUGUUAAAUUCCCACAGUUUUUCACCGGUAAAAGACGACCAUGGAGAGCUUUUCUUCUAUAUGGACCACCUGGAACAGGAAAAUCAUACUUGGCCAAGGCUGUUGCAACUGAAGCUGACUCAACAUUUUAUAGUGUAUCAUCUUCAGAUCUUGUAUCCAAAUGGAUGGGUGAAAGUGAAAAGUUAGUUUCCAAUCUUUUCCAAAUGGCCCGUGAGAGUGCUCCUUCGAUUAUCUUCGUUGAUGAAAUAGACUCAUUAUGUGGUCAACGAGGAGAAGGAAAUGAAAGUGAAGCUUCCAGACGUAUCAAGACAGAACUCCUUGUGCAAAUGCAGGGUGUUGGACACAACGAUGAAAAAGUUCUUGUUCUUGCUGCAACAAACACACCGUAUGCUCUAGAUCAGGCUAUUAGGCGGCGUUUUGACAAGCGUAUUUAUAUUCCCCUACCAGAUCAAAAGGCUCGGCAGCAUAUGUUUAAGGUUCAUCUUGGGGAUACCCCUCACAACCUGACUGAGAGUGAUUUUGAAUUCUUAGCUCGUAAAACAGAGGGCUUCUCUGGUUCAGAUAUAGCUGUUUGUGUCAAGGAUGUACUUUUUGAACCUGUUCGUAAAACCCAAGAUGCAAUGUUCUUCUUUAAGACAAAAGAUGAUGUGUGGGUGCCCUGUGGACCUAGGCAGCCAGGUGCUGUCCAAACUACUAUGCAGGAUCUUGCAGCAGAAGGACUUGCUGCUAAGAUUGUUCCGCCACCGAUUACAAGAACAGAUUUUGAAAAAGUACUCUCCCGGCAGAGGCCAACUGUGAGCAAAUCAGACCUUGAGGUUCAUGAGAGAUUUACACAAGAGUUUGGAGAGGAAGGUUAGUUUUUCUGAAGGAAGGUUGCCAUGUCACCACGAGGAGGUUGCAUAACUUCGUAAUUUAAUUCUUGGUAUUGUUUUCAAAGGAUUACUCUCCCUGCCUCUUGUAAAAGAGCUAUGGCGUAAUUCGCUCUCCUCUUGUAUUUCGAUUACUCUGAUAUUUGAUAUCCGAAGAAAUUGUUUUGUCUGUGGUUGAAACAAGGCCCUAUAAUUGUGCAUUAAGUUGUUGCUCAUUAAUUUGUGUAUCAAAAGUAGCCUGCUUGGCACUCGAUGUUUGACAAUCUUUUGUAAGUAAUACAUGAUACAUCCAAUCUUUAAUUACAGACUUUGUAAGUUUUGUUUCUUUUUUCA